AUGAGUGACAGGAAGGUAGUGAUCAAAAUCGUGGACAUGUCGGAAGAAAUGCAACAAGCUUCCGUGGAGUGCGCGAUCCAGGCAAUAGAGAAGUACAGAGUAGAGAAAAAGAUUGCAGCUUACAUCAAGAAAGAGUUUGACAGGAAGUACAACACAACCUGGCAUUGCAUCGUGGGGAAAAACUUUGGUAGCUAUGUGACACACAAAGAUAAGCACUUCAUCUACUUCUACCUGGGCCAACGGGCCAUUCUUCUGUUCAAAUCUGAUUAA
Messenger RNA from Elephantulus edwardii (Cape elephant shrew), 270 nucleotides. Its product is annotated as dynein light chain 1, cytoplasmic-like. Gene Ontology annotation, molecular function: dynein light intermediate chain binding; dynein intermediate chain binding. Gene Ontology annotation, biological process: cilium assembly; microtubule-based process. The transcript has a single exon. Bases 1 to 270 code for a protein of 89 amino acids. The record is from RefSeq and is a predicted model, not a curated record. NCBI's taxonomy places the organism in Eukaryota, Metazoa, Chordata, Mammalia, Macroscelidea, Macroscelididae. Gene Ontology annotation, cellular component: cytoplasmic dynein complex.